Messenger RNA from Closterium sp. NIES-67, 1791 nucleotides. NCBI's taxonomy places the organism in Eukaryota, Viridiplantae, Streptophyta, Zygnematophyceae, Desmidiales, Closteriaceae. The record is from the annotation of a GenBank genome assembly.
UAGUCACAGUGACCUAGUACUGCGGCUUGCUCUCAAAUCACCGUAAAAGACGCUGGCCUCAUGUCUACUAUCAUCAGGUCACUCUGGAUCCACUCCCGCGCCUUACGUAAGGUGGCACCUUACGCUCAUUGGGGUUUGAAUUGCUCGCCGAACAUACAACGGAAAUACUGCAGUCCAAGUAGUAGCACUACUACCUCUACUAUUGCUGCUAGUGCUAGAACCGUACUCUCGGCUGCGGAAGAGGCAGAGUGAGGUGGUGCGAAACCUCUGGCCAGGAGUGCAGCCGGCGCCGCCGCCUGAGCUCGAGUCACCCGUCUAUCUUUGCUGCUUAUCUCGAUGGUGACCGAACCCAUGGCUCCCAGCAUGACGUGCAUGGUGAAGGCGCGCAGAGCGCACUCACGGCCGCAAUACCUCUCCAGAUGGCGUCCCGAGGAGGACUCUAUUCUGCUGGAUCACGUGAUGGAGCACGGCACGACGCAGUGGGGCCUGCUGCAGCGCAGCGGGUUGCUCCCAGGCCGGGACAACAAGGCGUGCUGCAACCGAUUCAUCCUCCUCAGGAGGAAGUUUAUGCGGCAGAAGAGGUUCCGUGGCUCCGCAGUUCUCGCUGCAGAGGCAGAGGCAGCUGAGAUCCCCGACCCUGCAGACAGUCAUGGAUCCACCGGCAGUGGCAGCGGCGGCAGAGGUGGCAGCUCCCAGUCAACUACAGCUCCGCCUGUUCUUCAGGACUCCUCCUCGCCCCUGCGCCCCCCGCUUCAACUCCAGCUCCCUCGGUCUGCUUCCUUUCCAAGCGUGCAAUCCGCUCUGCCGCAACCUUCCCCACGGAAUGAAGGUGCCACCGGCAUGCAGCCCAACUUAGGUCCUAUGUCGGCCGGCGUACACUCGACGCAGAUUGGCAUGUUGCAGUGGAGCCCACUUCCAACGGCGUGUUAUCCUGCCACCAUGGCGGACAGCUCAUCGCGUGCAUACCUGUCGAACCCCCUGUCUGGUGGCCAACCCAUGCCCUCGGCUGUGCCGCUCGCGAUGGGUCAGCAGCAGGACACCUCGAAUUCAGUGCACCGGAAUGCAUUUGGAUCAUCCCAGCCCAUGCAGCAGCAACUUUUGCUGCCGCGUGGCUUGUUGCCGUCACUUCGUGAAGGCCCUCCCCACCAGUACUCGCUCGAGAAGGAUAUCCCAGCAACAACAGGUGGAACUGGCAGCAGCAUCCGUGGCAGUGGCAGCUGCAGCAGCAGCGUCAAGAAGGAAGGAGUGCUUCUUCCUGUAUAUAGCAUAUCCGACCAACUGGCCCAAGCAGUGCCUACCACUAAAAUACCAUCAAGCUCAGCCGCCCAUUUUCCACUUACAGACUUGGAAAUGCUCCUUGCGCACCUGUCUGCUGCACGUGUGCCCACAGCUCUUGAAAGGCCAACCUGUCCGACCUCACUCCAUUUACCGGUGCCAUCCAUGCAUCCACCACAGCAGCCCCCCCGCCAGAUGGGAACUUACCAUGCCAAUCCGGUGGGAAUGGCGGGUUCGUUUUCUAGAGGUCCUGCUUUUCUUCAAAUGAACCAGGAGCUCAGGUUUGAAGGUUCAAACGCUCUGGCCGUCUAUGAAGCACCAGCAGUGCAGAAUAAUGGGAGUUAAGAAAUCUCUGGUACAGGAAGAAUUCAGCCAGUUAUCUGGCCAGACCAGGUAUUUGAAGGAAUUACUGGAGGGAAGUUGAAUUUCUGUGCUUUAGAAAUGUCUAGAGCCAUUUGAAACCACACUCGGCGUGUACAUCAUUGUGUGAUAGAAGUGCCGUCACUAACUAAAUGA